Molecule: messenger RNA, 1817 nt
Organism: Paramacrobiotus metropolitanus
Lineage: Eukaryota; Metazoa; Tardigrada; Eutardigrada; Parachela; Macrobiotidae
Product: U4/U6 small nuclear ribonucleoprotein Prp31-like
Exons: 10
Coding region: 160-1644 (494 amino acids)
Biological process (GO): mRNA splicing, via spliceosome; spliceosomal tri-snRNP complex assembly
Cellular component (GO): U4/U6 x U5 tri-snRNP complex; precatalytic spliceosome; U4 snRNP
Source: RefSeq, a predicted model, not a curated record
AUGUUUACAGAGCGCGUUUAGCACUUUUGCGUCGCGGUAUCGCUUUUAUAUCUGAAGUACGGUAUUAUUUUUUUAGCUUGCCCAAGAACUUAAGUUUUGUCCCCAUACUUGGAUAGUUAAGCUUACUGCCAGUAUUGGUCUGCAAUCCGAUCGUUGGAAAUGUCGUUAGCGGACGAAUUGCUAGCGGAUCUUGGAGGCGAUGGCGGUGUGGAGGAUGACGCCAAUGUUCAAGUGCGUGAAAUCACUGGAGAUGAACCGAUGGACACUGGAGAAUCUGCGGAUGGUCCCGACGAUAUAUACAAAAUUGCAAGACUCAGCAAAAGUCCAGAGCUCGCUGAAGUUAUGGAUAGAAUUCACAAUGGUCCACGAAAUUCUGCUCGAACUGAAGGGACCGGACCAAUGGAAGCGGAUCCAGAGUAUCAGCUGAUCGUCAAAGCCAACCAGCUUGCCGUGGAAAUUGACAACGAAUUAAAUAUCAUUCAUAAAUAUGUACGGGAUCGGUAUUCAAAACGAUUUCCGGAGCUAGAGAACCUGAUCCAAAUGCCGCUGGAAUAUGUUCGAGCUGUGCGAGCUCUUGGAAAUGAUGUGGAUCGGGCAAAGCAGAACGAAGAACUAGCCAAAAUCCUUUCUCCCGCGACCAUUAUGAUUGUUAGUGUGACCGCAUCGACUACUACUGGAGAAUGCCUUUCUGAGAACGAACUGCAAAGCAUCAAGGAAGCUUGUACCAUCGCAGAAAAACUGAACCGCGAUAAACUCACAAUUUACGAGUAUGUUGAAUCUCGUAUGUCGUUCAUUGCGCCCAAUCUGUCGAUUAUUGUUGGAUCCUCGGUUGCCGCCAAGCUGAUGGGUAUUGCUGGCGGACUACGGAACCUUUCAAAUAUGCCAUCUUGCAACAUCGAAUUGCUAGGAGCUAAGAAGCGUGGCCUGUCUGGGUUUUCGCAGGCCACUAUUAUCCCGCAUACUGGAGUCAUCUAUUAUAGCGAUCUGGUGCAGGAAUUACCUAAGGAUUUAAGGAAGAGGACAGCUCGCUUGAUUGCUGGCAAGUGCGCUUUAGCUGCCAGAGUGGAUGCUUUUCAUGAAGCACCGGACGGCUCGAUUGGUCUUGGACUGAGAGAAGAGAUUGACAAAAAAAUGGAUAAAAUGCAAGAGCCGCCGCCCGUCAAGCAAAUUAAAGCGCUUCCUGUUCCUCUCGACGCACCCAGAAAGAAGCGCGGCGGUCGACGAGCCAGAAAGAUGAAGGAGCGACUGGGAAUGACUGACAUGAGAAAAGCAGCUAAUCGUGUGACGUUUGCAGAGAUCGAAGAAGAUGCUUAUCAAGAUUCGGUUGGAUAUUCCGUCGGUCAGUUAGGCAAGGCUGUGGGCGGGCGCAUCCGCGGACCUCAAGUUGAUAAUAAAACUCAAGUUCGGAUCUCAAAAACACUUCAGAAAAGCCUUCAGACUCAUCAGACCUAUGGUGGAACGACAACCGUUCGUCGCCAAGUGGCUGGCACGGCUUCCAGUGUGGCCUUCACACCUUACCAGGGAAUUGAAAUCGUCAAUCCACAAGCCGCUGAGCGAUCUGGAACUGCCACUACCAACAAAUAUUUUGCCAGCACAUCAAAAUUUAUUCAAGUUACAAAAACGCCGGUACAAGAAAAUAAAUAAAACCAGGAGAAAUCAAAAUCUAAAAAAUGAAGAAGGAUUUCCUGUUUUCCGUUCAUGUUUUCUUACGCUGUUUAUCCUUGUAUGUCAUUCUGUACAAUGUCAACGGAAAUCUGUUUCGAACAAAAUUGUACUCAAUCGUCAGCAGUUACCAGAACUUCGGGAAUAAAAUCUAA